This is a messenger RNA of Octopus sinensis (East Asian common octopus), 710 nucleotides long. RefSeq names its product scavenger receptor cysteine-rich domain-containing group B protein-like. The coding region runs from base 98 to 604 and encodes 168 amino acids. The record is from RefSeq and is a predicted model, not a curated record. Gene Ontology annotation, cellular component: membrane. The transcript has 5 exons. Lineage: Eukaryota; Metazoa; Mollusca; Cephalopoda; Octopoda; Octopodidae.
CCUAAUCCCCACAUUGGUAAACCCAUUUUCUCUUUCUUCCAGAUCUGGCCAAGCAUUCAUCUCAGCCCGUUAUGGAGCUGGACGUGGUGCCAUUUGGAUGGAUGACGUGUCCUGUCAGGGCAAUGAAACCUCCUUGUUCCAUUGUUCCCACCAUGGUUGGGGCAGACACAACUGUGGCCACAAUGAGGACGCCAGUGUUAUGUGCAUCAAUGCUCCUGCGACAACUUUACAGACACCAAACAUUACAGAAAUUGAAAACCUGCCAGAACCUGUGACCUAUCCUCCCUCAAGUGAAGGGUCAGUCAAGUUAGUUGGUGGUAAUGCACCCAAUGAAGGACGUGUUGAGAUUUACCAUGCAGGUGUCUGGGGUACAAUAUGUGAUGAUUCAUGGGACGAGAGGGAUGCCACCGUUGUCUGUCGAAUGCUGGGCUACACACGUGGGCGUGCCAUCAUGUUGGCAGCAUUUGGAGCUGGAACCGGUCAAAUAGCCAUGGAUGACGUCAGUUGCCUAGGUAACGAACUCUCUCUGUCUGAUUGUCAACACAACGGAUGGUUAAACCACAACUGCGCUCACUAUGAGGAUGCAGGAGUGUCAUGUUUCUAGGACACACAGACAGACACGAACAGAGAAGGCGGAACUUUCUGGAAUUGACAUUUCUCUUCUUUGUGAUGCACAGAAAUCUAUUGUAACAUAUGUAUUUCACAAAAAA